AUGGACGAGCGUACCAUUAUUGAGCUGUCUGAGCUCGAUCAAAUCAUGCCACGACUCUAUAUCAGAUGGCUGUUAUGCUUCCGAUUGUCGCAGGCUUCUCCGUCGAAAGACACCAUUAUCGAAACUCUACAAACUGGGAUCGAGUCAACCCUAGAAGCUCUGCCGAUACUUCGAGGGGCCGUCGUACCAAAGCCUUCAGAUCCGAGUCGAUUGGAAGUCCAUGUCCCGAGGAAAACAUCCAAGUUUGGCCCGCGAGUCCAGCAUCGAGAAGAAUUCUUUCCAACCUACGAUAUCCUCGAGAGGGCCGAGUUUCCCGUGUCCUUACUACCAGAUGAAAUCUUGACGCCGCCUGAUAUAGACUCGAAACCAGUGUUCGAAAUGAUGGCAACCUUCAUCCGAGGGGGUCUGCUACUUUGCAUCAAGUGUCACCACGCUGUGACCGACGGAGCGGGAUUAGGCCUCAUCGUCAAACUCUUGGCCAGGAACUGUUUGGAAAGCUCAAGUCCCAUCGCAAGUCCGGAAUUGAACCGAGCUCCCUCGACUGAUCGAUCACUGUUGCCACAAGCAACAGAUGAAUUCGACGAUGCUACGAACAUCGGUUUUGAGGUCGUUGAUCCCACUCCAAAGCCCGAUGCAACACCAACGAGGGAGUACGCAUCGAUGAUCCAUCACACCUUCAAGUUCUCACCCGACGCGCUCAAGACCCUGAAGGGACUCUGUACGAUUGAUUCUCGAGUCAUCAGCACGCAGGACGCCCUCACCUCUCUUCUCUACGGCGCCGUCUCGUACGCCCGUGCUGCUCGCUUCACUCGGGAGUCAACUGACCACCGAACCCUCCCAUCCGUGCUGGGAAUCGCCGUGAACGCAAGAGGCCGCAUCCCGGACGCACCCGCGUAUGCCGGAAACGCAACUCUCUACGCCGCGUUCUCACACCCAAUGCGUCUCCCAGUAGGAGAGAUACCCAGCGACUCUUUACAGGAUACCACGCUCUUGGCAGAGCGGCUCGGCUUGCCAUCUCUGGCCUCGCAGUCUCGCGCAGCGAUCACGGCCGUAACACACGGCUCUCUAGUUGCUACGAUAGCUGCUGCUGCGGCGCAGCGAGAUGCAUCCAGGCUGCAGCCGGCAUUCUCGGAUUUCUACCAGGGUACGGAUUUCUUUAUCACUAGCGGUGCCGACUUCCCCGUCUUCGAGCAGGAAUGGUGGACAGGAGGAAUAGUAGACGCGCUGAGGAUACCUCUGAAAGGACAGUGGGAUGGUUCCUCUGCCGUGCUUGCUACCAAAGACAGAGAUGCUGGUCUAGACGUCUUGCUCGGCAUGCGGGAAGACGACAUGGCCCUUGUGAAAGGGUUGUUGUUCGCAUUCGGCGCAAGAGUAGUGUAG
Molecule: messenger RNA, 1380 nt
Organism: Drepanopeziza brunnea f. sp. 'multigermtubi' MB_m1
Lineage: Eukaryota; Fungi; Ascomycota; Leotiomycetes; Helotiales; Drepanopezizaceae
Molecular function (GO): acyltransferase activity, transferring groups other than amino-acyl groups
Source: RefSeq, a predicted model, not a curated record